AUGAGAGGUCCUCGUUGUCAUCAACCUUCCUUCUUGGCCUUGAACCGAUUCUUAGUACCUGACUGGGCCAACGAGUACAUCGCCUAUACCAACCUCAAGAAGACCCUCUAUGCCAUCGAAAAGUACAAUGUCCAGAAUGCGAUUGAAGGAGAAACAGCGGUCCCUCCUCCUCGGCUGUCGGAUCUUGAACAUGGCCAAGGAGGAUCAUCGUCAUCGGAAAAACGGUCAGGAUUCAGACGCUUUAUCGGGAACAAGGAAAUCAAGAAAGAGGCAGUUGCUGCUGCCGCCCAGGAGGCUGCUCUUCAUGGCGAGAGCGAGAUCUUUCCAGUAGAGAGCGCUGCAUUCGAACAGGAGCUGACCAAGGAGCUCGCCAAGAUCACGGCGUUUUAUAUUCGCAAAGACCGUGAACUGGCUGCAGAACUCGAUGCGGUGGAUCGUCAAUGGCAGUUGGAAGAAUUAAAAUCGGCACCCCAGCAGGACCACGUCGAUAUGGAACGCCGCAAGUCUAUUAACAUUUUCGACGAGAAGCGCUUGAACAAUCAGGAGAAGACGCAAUUGAGCAACAUGAUGGGAUGGGAGAGAGAUGGGCUUCAGGACAGGGACGAGGCUGACAGUCACGAAGGUGCAUUGCACCCCGUAUCCCAUGGCGGCGCCCAGACUGUCAAUGGCACUACAAUUGGCGACGGAAGCGUCCACGAGGGUCAAGGCAGCUCUAUUAGCCCAGGAACCGCCAUUGCCAUAUCCGAGGCCGACGGAAGCGAAUACCACCAUCCCGGGUCUCAUGGCCGCAUGAGCUCUGUUGGAGACUUGACCGAGAUUGUCUGGAGACGCAAGAACUUGAUCGAGUCAGACGACGACGACAGCACCAAGGACAAGGCCAAGAAGACCUCAUUAUCUUCAGGAAAGGUUCACCCCAUGGACGGAUCACUUGAAGCAGGCCCAUCCGAUUACUCCCAACAAUACCAGCAGCAACCAGAUCAGCAGCAACAUCGGAGCUCACAAUACCUCCAGGCACCCUCCUCCAAACCAGGCACUCGCCGCCAAAGCUUUGACGAUUUGAAGGAGCCCCGUGUUGACUUAAGUCUUCAACGAUCCACAUCCCAAGUCAGCCACCGGCGCAGUUUCUCGGUGGACCCACGACGUUCAUUUUCGGCUGUUCGCGACAUUGUCACUGGCGGAGGCACCAUCACCCGCGAGAACCCUAACCUGCGUCCAUCAGCCUAUGCACCUCUCACCGCUGAGGCCCUACUCCGCCGACGCCUCAUCGACACCUACAUGCUUCUCUCGGAGUUGAAGUCGUAUGUCGCCCUAAACUAUCUCGGAUUCCAAAAGAUUAUCAAGAAGCAUGACAAACUGGCCCACACCAACACUUUGGGCAAUUACAUGUCGACGGUCGUUAACCAGGCCCCGCCUUUCAAGGUGGAGUCUCGCCAUAAUUUGGACUCACAGAUCCUUCGACUUCAGGCAAUCUACGCUCGCACUUGCACCAACGGAAGCAUGUCUCAGGCCGCCAAGGAGCUCCGCGCCCAUCUGCGAGAGUACAUUGUCUGGGAGCGCAACACUGUCUGGCGAGACAUGGUUCAACAAGAACGCAAGGCCGAGGGAGCUCGCGCGGUCGAUCCCAAGGAACAAGAGCCGUGGAUAGUCUUUGGCCAUGCCAUCCAUUUCAUGAAUGCCGCCGAUUUUCGCCGGCUCGUCCUCGGUAUUAUUGGCUGCGGCAUCUUUGCCCUGCUGAUGAGUGUCUCUAUCUUUGACACGCGCGAGCAGAACCGGUGUUUUGCGAUCUUGAUCACGGUGGCCUAUCUUUGGGCGACCGAAGUCUUUCCUUUGUUUGCCACAGCGUUUUUGGUCCCACUGCUAGCUGUUCUCUGUCAAGUCAUGCGCGACCCGACGACCAAGGAGACUCUUUCAACGUCAGCUGCGACCAAGGUUGUCUUUGGAUACAUGUUUUCGUCUACGAUCAUGUUGCUGCUCGGUGGUUUUUCUAUCGCCUCGGCCCUCUCCAAGUUUGGCAUUGCCAAGGCCAUUGCUAGUACUGUUCUGAGCAAGGCUGGUACGGAUCCAAAGUGGGUUCUUCUCGCCAACAUGUUUGUCGCCACUAUCUCCUCCAUGUUUAUCAGUAACGUCGCCGCUCCUGUCCUCUGCUUUUCUCUCAUCCAGGUAACAAAAAAAUAG
Messenger RNA from Linnemannia hyalina, 2175 nucleotides. The record is from the annotation of a GenBank genome assembly. NCBI's taxonomy places the organism in Eukaryota, Fungi, Mortierellomycota, Mortierellomycetes, Mortierellales, Mortierellaceae.